AUGUCAGAAGACGGUAUUAAGCAAUUAUUACAAGCCGAAAAGAUGGCUCAAGAAACCAUCUCAAAGGCCAGACAAGAGAGAGUUCAAAAGUUAAAGCAAGCUCAACAUGAAGCUGAAAGAGAAAUCAAGCAAUUCAAGGAUUCAAAGGAAAAGGAAUUCAAGGAUUACGAAUCAAAGUUCCUUGGUAUGACCAGCGCCAACUCUGCUGAUUUAAAUUCCAAUGUCACCAAGGAAAUUGAUCUCGUCCGUAGAAAGACUGCCGAAAACAAGGCCUCUGUUGUAGAUUUACUCAUCCAAAAGACCUGCGAAGUUCACACUGACCUUUAA
Molecule: messenger RNA, 327 nt
Organism: Cavenderia fasciculata
Lineage: Eukaryota; Evosea; Eumycetozoa; Acytosteliales; Cavenderiaceae
Product: vacuolar ATP synthase subunit G
Exons: 3
Coding region: 1-327 (108 amino acids)
Biological process (GO): proton transmembrane transport
Cellular component (GO): vacuolar proton-transporting V-type ATPase complex
Molecular function (GO): proton-transporting ATPase activity, rotational mechanism
Source: RefSeq, a predicted model, not a curated record